Vicia faba (fava bean) is the source of this 2973-nucleotide messenger RNA. NCBI's taxonomy places the organism in Eukaryota, Viridiplantae, Streptophyta, Magnoliopsida, Fabales, Fabaceae. The record is from the annotation of a GenBank genome assembly.
AUGGCUUCGGGGCCUACGGAUGGAGCUAAAGAGAGGCAGAGAUACAUCGAGGGUAAGGUUUAUAGGAGGAGAGUUUUCAGAGGUAUCAAGAAAAACCCUAACGUAGGAGACACUGUAGCUUCCGCCACCACAACUACUAAAGAGGAUAACGCCCCCACUACUACAGUCACCAAUGAUACUGACGGUAACAAGAACAUCAACAACGAUGAAGCCAAGAGUAAUGUUUUGGCUCAGCCUCUGGUUUCUCGAUUGGCGGUGUCGGAGGAUGGGGAUUUAGGUCAUGCAGAAGGGAGUUCGAGAUUGGAGGAAGGAAAUACAGGUCAGCCACAGGAGAGUUCAAGAUUAGAGGAUGCAAAUUCUCCACAACAGCAAUUGGAGGACCAGAAUUUGGUUGGGCAACAAGCGAGUUCAAGAACAGAGGAUGGAAAUUCACCUCAGCAGCAAUUAAAGGAGCAGAGUUUGGCUCAGACACAAGCAAGCCUGAGAACAGGGGAUGAGAAUUCACCCCAGCAGCUAUUCGAGGACCAGAAUUUGGUUGGGCAACAAGUGGGUUCAAGAACAGAGGAUAGGAAUUCACCUCAGCAAUUAAAGGAGCAGAAUUCAGCUCAGCCACAAGCAAAUUUGAGAACAGGUGAUGAGAAUUCACCCCAACAGAAUUUGGAGGACCAGAAUUUGGUUGGGCAACACCUUAGUUCAAGAACAGAGGAUGGGAAUUCACCUCAACAGCAAUUAAAGGAGCAGAAUUCGGCUCAGCCACAAGCAAACUUGAGAACAGGGGAUGGGAAUUCACCCCAGCAGCUAUUUGAGGACCAGAGUUUGGCUCAGCCACAAGUGAGUUCGAGAACAGGGGAUGUGAAUUCACCCCAGCUGCAAUUUGAAGACCAGAAUUUGGCUCAGGCACAUGUGAAUUCAAUAGCAGGGGAUACGAAUUCACCUCAGCCUCAAAGCUCAACACAUAAGGAUGUGAAUUCUCCUCAGCAUCUGGAAAAUUCAAGACCAGAUGAUGGGAACACGUCUCAGCUAGAAGUGAGUUCAAGAUUGGAGGACGGGAGUUUGCCUCACCCGGAAUUUAUUUCAAAGUUGGAGGACAGGGCUUCUCUGCAGCAAGAUAAUUCAAUAUUGGAAGAUGAGAAUUCGUCUCAGCCACAAGUGAAUUUGAGAUUGGAGGAAGGGAGUUCACUUCAACAACUAGAUAAUUCCACAUUAGUGGAUCAGAAUCUGGCUCAGCCGCCCUCACCGCCAGUUUCUGAUCACUUGCACAGCCAUCAGCAGCCCGAACCUUCUAAUGUCAAUAUUCGGCAGGAGAAUGAUAGAUCUUCGAGCCCCAUCCAUAGGCACAGGGCGAUUUCCGAUGACUUGCACAGUCAUCAGCAGGCUGAACCUUCUAACCCCGAUGUUCAGCAGGAGGAUGAUGGACCUUCGAGCCCCAUUUAUGAGCAUGGGGCAGUUCCUAGCACUGGGUACCGACAUUCCGAGAAUGUGACUGUGGAGCCGAGUCAAGAGGACCGAUUCAAGAUCAAUCUGGCCUUGAAGUCAAAGCAGGAGAAACAAGAGAUACGCUGGAAGCUUGAAAGUGAGCUUGGUGUAGUGAGAAAUUUGGUCAAGAGGAUUGAAGUGAAACAGGGGCAUGUCGGUGCUUAUGGCAAUUCGAAUGUAGUUUUGGGUGGUGGGAUUUCUAAUGGAGGUGGAGCUAAGCGUGCUCACUCAGAGGUAGCAUCUGCUGGUGUUUCGCGACAACCUACCAGGCCUUCACACCAGUUAAGUUUUCCAAUGUUCCAUAAUAGUCAAGGGGUUGGUGAAAAUGUUGAGAAGGAAAAGAGAAUGCCUAAAGCAAACCAGUUUUAUCAUAACUCAGAGUUCCUGCUUGCAAAAGAUAAAUUCCCACCUGCAGAGAGCAAUAAGAAGUCAAAAUUGAAUUGGAAGAAGCAAGGUGGUGGAGAAAUGGGUCCCGGGCUUCGAAUGGGAUCCAAGUUUUUCAAGAGCUGUAGUUCACUGCUUGAAAAAUUGAUGAAACACAAGCAUGGGUGGGUGUUUAAUUCUCCUGUUGAUGUUGAGGGUCUUGGUUUGCAUGACUAUUUUACAAUCAUCACUCAUCCAAUGGACUUAGGAACUGUGAAGACAAGGCUGAACAAGAAUUGGUAUAAAUCACCGAAGGAAUUUGCAGAGGAUGUGAGACUCACUUUUGAUAAUGCUAUGACAUAUAAUCCAGAGGGACAGGAUGUUCAUGUAAUGGCAGAGCAUUUAUCAAAGGUUUUCGAGGACAGGUGGGCUAUAAUAGAGUCAGAUUACAAUCGUGAGAUGAGAUUUGGCAUGGAGUAUGGUGCACCUUCACCUUUGCCUCGAAGGGCUCCUACAUUUACUCCACCGCCUCUAGAUAUGCGACGAAUUUUGGACAGAUCUGAAUCUUUGGCACGAACUCCAAGAUCUAUGAACAAUACUCCAUCAAGUAGAACCCCAGCUCUAAAAAAGCCUAAGGCAAAGGAUCCCAAUAAAAGAGACAUGACAUUUGAUGAAAAGCAAAAACUAAGCACAAACCUUCAGGCUUUACCUCCAGAGAAGCUUGAUGCUAUUGUACACAUCAUAAAGAGGAAAAAUUUAGCCUUGAAUCAACAUGAUGAUGAAAUUGAAGUGGACAUCGAUAGCGUGGAUGCUGAGACUCUUUGGGAGCUUGAUAGAUUUGUGACCAACUAUAAGAAAAGUUUGAGCAAAAACAAGAGGAGGGCUGAAGUUGCUCGAGCUAGAGCAGAAGCUUUGCAGAAUUCCAUCCAGAAGAGCCAGCCACCAGCUAUGAUAGAGAUUUCUAGAGAACCACAAGCAGAUGAAAGAAAUGUUCCCCCAUCUUUGCCAAUGCAAGGGGGAAUGAUUCCGGGUCUUCUUCAAGUGAUUCUGAUAGUGACAGUUCCUCAGCCUCGGGAUCUGAUGCUGGGUCACAAGGAACCUGAUGUAAUGCUAGAUGUUAGAUGUUUAGAUUAG